UUUGAAGAUUUUGUGCUAUAAAAAUUUUGAGAAAAAUUAUGAUUUUUCACUUUCUUGAGCUUUUCUUGAAGCCCAAAUUGAUAAGAAAGAUUCACGAAAUACUCAGAUUUACUGAAAUAAUCUGAUUUCCUACUUGAAAACACCUUUUCUCAGGGAAAUAUUUUGGAGGUUACAACUAUAAUGACGUUUUGUUUUGUUUUCAAAACAAUUAAAAUAAGGCGGCUUUUUUGCAAAUUUUUCCACACUGCUAAUUGGAAUUGGGGAUAUUUGUUUUAUUGGGAAGAUUGGCAAGGUGGUCUUGUUGCAGAUUCCACGGGAAAGUGAUGAAAACUGUGCAGAAGUCCUUUCGGAAUAUCCAUGGAAAAGAGCUGAGAGUUGAAGUGAAUAAUUUCUCUGAGGCUACGGUCUCGAUUGCUGUGACAAAUGUGGAGAGUUUCCGGGAAAGGAAGCGAUUGCUGAUGAUUACAUUCUGCACAGGGGGAUUGUAUCUUGCAUUGGUUCUGGCGGAUAGGGUUGUGGGAUCGGUAUUUGGGCAUAUUUUUAUGUUACUGCUGACGGUGGUUCCUGUUUAUUUGGAAUUGGGCGUUGUUGAAUCUGAGACUGUGACCUUUGUUAAACACUUUGGUCUUCAUAAAAUCACCGAGUAUUCCAGGAAGAGAGUGGAAAAUCGCCUGAUUCCAACUCAUUCAAUCCACGAUAUUAUCAUUAAUGAAGUCAUUCAACGCCAAAGGGUGAUUUUUAUGCUGCAGAUCCUCCUACAGCCGGAAACGACGGUGAAUGAAAGACUCCUGUCGAUUUUUGAGAAAACGCAGCCAAAUCUUCAGUGCCUGGAGUUUAUAUACAAAUUGCUUCAUCGGAGAUGGGACAAAUCCUGA
This is a messenger RNA of Phlebotomus papatasi, 875 nucleotides long. RefSeq lists its product as uncharacterized. Lineage: Eukaryota; Metazoa; Arthropoda; Insecta; Diptera; Psychodidae. The transcript has 4 exons. The coding region runs from base 324 to 875 and encodes 183 amino acids. Gene Ontology annotation, cellular component: glycosylphosphatidylinositol-N-acetylglucosaminyltransferase (GPI-GnT) complex. The record is from RefSeq and is a predicted model, not a curated record. Gene Ontology annotation, biological process: GPI anchor biosynthetic process.